AUGUCCUCUAGAACCUUCACUCUGAAUACGGGAGCCAAGAUGCCAGCUGUCGGCUUCGGCACGUUUGCCAAUGAAGGUGCCAAGGGCGAGACAUACGCAGCUGUUACGAAGGCUUUGGAUGUUGGAUAUCGACAUCUUGACUGUGCGUGGUUUUAUCACAACGAGGAUGAGGUCGGCAAUGCCAUUCAAGAUUUCCUCGCCCGCCGAUCCGACGUGACCCGUAAGGAUCUAUUCAUUUGCACCAAGGUUUGGAACCACUUACACGAGCCGGAUGAUGUAAAGUGGAGCGCCAAGAAUUCGUGCGAGAACCUCAAGCUUGACUACAUUGAUUUAUUCCUUGUUCAUUGGCCAAUUGCAGCGGAGAAAAACAGCGACAUGAGUGUAAAACUAGGGUCAGAUGGGAAAUACGUCAUCAACGAAACCCUGACAGAAGACCCUGAGCCGACUUGGCGAGCAAUGGAGGAGCUUGCUGAGAGUGGUAUCGUGAAGGCAAUUGGGGUUUCCAACUGGACUAUACCAGGAUUGAAGAAGCUUCUUCAAUUCGCCACUACCAAACCGGCAGUGAAUCAAAUUGAGAUUCACCCAUUCCUGCCCAAUGAAGAUCUCGUGGCAUUCUGCUUGCAGAACAACAUCUUGCCUGAAGCCUACUCGCCGCUGGGGUCUCAGAACCAGGUUCCAAGUACUGGUGAGCGGGUACGCGACAACCCAACACUCAACGCCGUUGCCGAAAGAAGUGGCUAUAGCCUUGCCCAGGUACUACUGGCUUGGGGCCUAAAGCGAGGUUAUGCCGUGCUUCCAAAAAGUUCGACUCCAAGCCGUAUCGAGAGCAAUUUUAUAAUCCCAGAGCUAAGCGACGCAGAUUUUGCAGCGAUUGAGCAAGUUGCCAAAGGGAGGCAUACCAGGUUUGUGAACAUGAAAGACACUUUUGGAUACAAUGUUUGGCCGGAAGAAAAAUAA
This is a messenger RNA of Trichoderma virens Gv29-8, 957 nucleotides long. RefSeq lists its product as uncharacterized. The transcript has a single exon. Gene Ontology annotation, cellular component: cytosol. The record is from RefSeq and is a predicted model, not a curated record. NCBI's taxonomy places the organism in Eukaryota, Fungi, Ascomycota, Sordariomycetes, Hypocreales, Hypocreaceae. Bases 1 to 957 code for a protein of 318 amino acids. Gene Ontology annotation, molecular function: aldose reductase (NADPH) activity.